AUGUCGCUCGACUCGUCUGGCCAUCUUGUUCAGCCUACAGCAGCGCACAUUAAUUAUAGUAAGCCUUUAUCCUCAUUGUGCCCAGAUGCUGAUGAAAAAUUUUCUUCGAGUGCAUUACUUACAUCUGUUUCUCAGAUACGACAACGAAGCUCUCUUACUACGCUCUUCUCUUCAGCUGCACGCACCAUUUAUUCUGCUGUCUCUAGUUAUGUGCCGCCCAUUUCUGGAAAUGUGGUGGAUGAUACGAGUGAGAUUAAUAUUACUGAUUCUUCAUCUCAUUCCACAAAUAUGCCAUCGGACAGUUGUUUGUCUAAAGGCCACUCCUCUCCAACGCAAUUAAAUGCUGUGAAUGCUACUCCUACAAACUCAACCAAACCUUAUCCUUCGAGUCAUUCUUUCGCCCAGCACUCUGACUCAGCUAUAUUGCCAUUAGGUAAGCACGAUCGUUUGCUCCUUUAA
Protopolystoma xenopodis is the source of this 459-nucleotide messenger RNA. The record is from the annotation of a GenBank genome assembly. NCBI's taxonomy places the organism in Eukaryota, Metazoa, Platyhelminthes, Monogenea, Polystomatidea, Polystomatidae.